UAGAACUAUAAAAGACAAACGCAACUCCGCGGAAGUCGCGACACAGAUGUUAAGGCCGCUAGGUAUACAUAGCAGGUUUGAUGUUAUAUUUGCCCUUGGUUGGCGCUAGGUUUGUUUUUGGCGUUCCUGUAAAAAUUUGUUACCUUCGUUUGUUUUGACUGUCCUCCUGACGAAGGACAGCACAAGUACCAGCCGCGCGAGAUGAACCUAACACCAAAAACGACCUACCUCGUCUAAAGACGGUUCGCCUACUGCUUUCUGUGGACACUACAGAUGGAGCCGCAGUGGACGUCUUUGGUCGAAGUGCGAUGCAUCUCUGUGAAUGCGUGAACCCUGUCCGCUACAACAAGGCAAUCCGCUUACUUCUAGACUGGUAUGAGCGACGUGGUAUGCGGUGGGAACUAGGUGGGGAAGGAAGAGCUCGAGCUGCACAAGAACAAGUUCAUUUAAUACAUCACUCAGUUCUUGACGAAGAACCGAAGAUAGUUACUAGAGUGCCUGGUGGAUACGGGAGAGAGGCUUUUGGAGGUAGGAUAGAGAACAC
Amoebophrya sp. A25 is the source of this 544-nucleotide messenger RNA. The record is from the annotation of a GenBank genome assembly. NCBI's taxonomy places the organism in Eukaryota, Dinophyceae, Syndiniales, Amoebophryaceae.